GUUGGAGAACUCCAGUGAAAGUUGUGCCUGUGCUACCUGACCAAAUUUUUGCAUUUUGUAUGGAUCCCAAUCUCAAGGAAUCAAAUGAUCCUUCUGCAAGGUGGAGAGAAGAAAAAGCAAGGGACUAUUUCUACAAGUCAAAUACUCAAAAAGCUUAUGAAGAAGUUCCUUGGGAUAAUAUAUUACCUUCCAAAGUCCAGCCUCCAGAAUCAUGGAGGAUUAAUGUAGAAGCGUUGGCUGAUCCUCUUUCCCAGUGUUUCACAAAAAGGAGAUACUAUCCUGAACCUGAAAUAAGCCAAGUUGUUGGAGGCUUCUGGGACAGAUGUCAAACAAGAUCUUUUACCUCUCCGAGGAGACCUGUUGAUUUGGUAAGCUGAAGCUCUUGAACCUGUCAAUUUCCUAUCUAUCCAAACAGUGUCUGUGUUGGUGCAGUAAAUUUUGAAGACAUUGACAAUGCCAGUGUAGACUUAAUCCCAGUUAACCGUAUGCAAACUUCAAAACCUCGCUACACAAGGACUGCACACACUCCAAAUAUCCCUGGAUACACUGGCAAGGUUCAUUGGUCACCAACCCACCCGGCAAAUUCUAAUCUUCCAUCAACAACCCCAUCAAUAAUUGCAUGGAUGCAUGGGGAGGUAUACAUAGCAAAAUGCAGAAGCUCAACUCAGUAAAAUCACCAGGGACCUUUUUCUCAAAUG
Molecule: messenger RNA, 698 nt
Organism: Phaethon lepturus (White-tailed tropicbird)
Lineage: Eukaryota; Metazoa; Chordata; Aves; Phaethontiformes; Phaethontidae
Gene: SPMIP7
Product: chromosome unknown open reading frame, human C7orf72
Exons: 9
Source: RefSeq, a predicted model, not a curated record